UCCACUUCAUUCGUUAGGAAAUAAAUCCUCUUUAGUCAAGUACACGUAACAGGAAAUCUCCAUGGGAUUUUAAAUUGCAUUAUAUUCAAUUAAUACUGGCACAUUAACAGGCAUCAGCUGAGGAAUCACAUAUCUAAAUACUGCCACACUAACUAACAAUGUUUCUUGUUGAAAGGUCCAACAUUUCAAAGUUACAAUGAAUCCUCCAUAUGCUGCACAAGAUGCAGCUCGCUGUCAAAUUUGCGAGACCGCUGUUGUCCACAUGCACUGCCACUCUUGUGAAGUCAACCUGUGCAUGGCAUGUAUUGGAAAUCAUGUGACUUUAAACCCCAGAACAGAACAUCAGGUACUAGGCCUGGAUUUACAUAAAUCUUCCCUGACAUUCACAAAAUGCUGCACCCAUCCUAACCAGUGUUGUCAAUUUUACUGCAAAGAAUGUGACAUUCCAGUCUGCUCAAAAUGCAUUUCUUCUGAAAAGCAUAGCCGACACUUAUUCUUGCAAAUGUGUCAAGUUUUUGAAUCUCGAAAGAGCACUAUAGAAAAAGACACAAAAGCUCUAGAAGAUGUUGUUUGUCCGAAAUAUGAAAAUAUUGCUCAAGACAUCGAGAACGAAUUGAAAAAUCUGGAGAGUGAAUUCAAAAGAAUUACCACAAUGGUAUUUGAGCAUGGAAAAGAAUGGCACCGAAGAAUUGAUCUCCUUGUAAGCAGACUAAAAACAGAAAUUAAUGCAAUCCGGGAAAAUCAAAUCUAUGCCUUGAGAAAACAACUGUCUCACGUGAAAAACAAAAUAAUUGCUAUCAAUGAUGCAAUAGAUGAAAAUAAUGGAGCACUAAGUUCUAAGGAAGUUAUCAGGACAUUAGAUUGCAAAAUCAAAUUCACAAAUUUCAACCAGCUUCCUCCUGCUUUGUAUAUACAAAGUCCCAUCUUUUCAACUAGAUCAAUCACAGAUGAGGAAGUCAGCCAACUUUUUGGUUCUUUGAAGACUCUUCCCAUUACAGUACAAAAGGAAAGUGAAACUUUAAAUGACCCAACAAAAUUGUCACCAACUCAGUUUCUUGAGGAACCAGAGCUUGUUUCCAGUUUCUAUACCAGUUUUCAGAAACUUUGUAAUGUUGAAUACAAAAAUGCAGAGAAUAUUUGGACCAGUGGAAAAGACGGUACAAUCAAAAAGUUUAACCUUCAGGGAUCCUGCCUGAAAACUAUCAUAACUAGUUGUGGAACAUGGCCGGCUGACAUUGCAUGGAAUCACACCGGAGAACUCCUGUAUUCUGAUUCCGUUGCCAGAUCUCUGAAAAUCGUGAAAAGGGGACCAGUGAAAAAUUGGAUUAAAUUCAAGUUCUGGAAGCCUGGCAACAUAUGUGUCUGUUUCUCUGGCGAUCUUCUGGUGACUCUGUGCAAUGACGAGGAGACACAGGUGAAAGUUGUACGUUACUCUGGGCCCACUGAGAAACAGACAAUUCAGUUUGACGAAGAGGGUAAACCCCUGUACUCAGGAAAUUCAAAAAUAAAAUACAUAAGCGAAAACAGGAACCUCGAUGUCUGUGUGGCUGACAGUCACGCUGGAGUAAUAGUGGUGGUCAACCAAGCUGGGAGAUUCCGAUUUAGAUACACUGGUCAUCCCAACAGCAGCAAGGCAAAACCGUUCAAACCUUACGGAAUAACGACUGACAGUUGGAGUCAGAUUUUAACCUCAGACAGUGAUAAUCAUUGCAUUCAUAUCUUGGACCAGACUGGACAGUUCCUCCAUUACAUUAAGAACUGCCAUUUGCAGAAUCCACACGGAUUAUGUGUGGAUGACAGAUUCAAUCUUAUCGUGGCCGAAUACUACAGCGGAAUGAUCAAAAUCAUCAAGUACAUCCAUAAAUAAUGGCUUCCACCGAUAAACACUCAGAUCAUGGCCUAGUGCACUUUAUGAAGUAUGCAGGCGUUAGGCGUCGCCGUUUAUAUCCUCAUGUAUAUUUCAAAACAGACAUUUAUUUCUUAAAUGGAUUCCACUGCUGCAUAUGGACUCAAUCAGAGCAUGACUGAGUGGAACAGUUGAAUGAUCAAAAUAAUCAUGUUCAUCAAUGAUUAAUGAGUUCCACUAACAGAUACUAAUUCAGGUCGAGUUGUGAUAGGAUUUCACUUUGAUUGAUAUGCAAAGUUUUGUAACUUGUCUAAUCAUCUUAUCAAAAGUUUUAUUUUACAUAUCAGAUGCAUACCAAUUCUCCAAUGGUAUCCUGAAACACAAAUAAGUUGCAAAUGGAGUGUUCGGAAUUUACAAGCACUUACUACAUCGAAUCAUCUUGUCCUUACCAUCAAAUUUGGAAAGCUGUGUUAUGUCAUCUCCUAAUUCUGCUGUAUCAGGAAGGGCCUGUUUUACUUUUAAAUUGGUUUCCCUGUAAAACAAUCAAUUGAACAUGAGUUUACUUCCACUGCAAUAUCCAGUGAAAAAAAUUCAAACUUCUGCAAUCAAAUGACAGAGUCAAAAUUAAAAUUAGAAAUACAUAGAUGUAUAAUAUAUAUAAAAAAAAUUUUUUAAAAAGACUAUCGUGCAAGAUGUUUUUUAAAAUAGCACACCAAAAUAUCCUAAAUACGGGAUACAGUUGAAAACACACUUUGAAAUUUGGUGUUCAUUAGUGCCUUAAAGUGCACAGUAAAAUAUAGCUAUAGUGAACCCAUUUAUAAUGAACAACCACUUAUAACAAAUUUUCAUUCCAAACAAACAUAAAAAAUAAUAAAGAACCCAUUGGAUAUGAAUUUUCAUUCUCAACAAACAUAAAAAUAAUGAAAACCUAUUGGAUACAAUGAAUGAAAACUAUCAAGGAGCAAACAGGAUGUCCCAGACACUUUAAUAUAAUUGUGUUUUACCGUAUAUAGUUUGUACAUAGGAUCAAAUAAGCAAUGGGGCUAAUUUGGCCCCCUAAGAUAAUUUCAAUGUUGAUUUGUACCAAGCUUGGUUGAAAUUGGCUAAGUGGUUUUGAACACGAAGAUGAAAAUGUGAAAAGUUUAUGACAACGACAGACAACGGAAAGUUUUCAUCAGAAAAGCUCACUUCAGCCUUCAGUUCAGGUGAGCUAAAAAAAUCAAUAUCAAUGCCCAAAAAGAUAAUGAAUCAAUAUUGGUGCAUAACUACAAAAUUUAGAGAGUUGAACUCAGGUCAUUUAAUUUACUGGUACGUUACAAAAAAUGCACAGUUCCAUCAAUGAUACCUACCCAUCUAGUUCUGCUGUUUCUAUGUAGCACAAACUGUGAGGUUCACUUGUGGACAGGAGCAAGAGAUCAGCCUAAAUACAGAAAACAAUAGACAAGAUCAGCCUAAAUACAGAAAACAACAGACAACACAUUCAUUAGCCGGUCUACAAUGAAAUAUAUAAUCCUUGCAUGAUACCAAGUGGAAAUAUACAAUUAUUGCAUGAUACCAAGUGGAAAUAUAUAAUUAUUGCAUGAUACCAAGUGGUAAAUGAAGCUUUAUGAACACCUCCAGGGAUACCGUUUUACCAUUUGUGAAUAAAAAUUCAAAUGUCCAGAACAUUCA
Messenger RNA from Ostrea edulis (European flat oyster), 3517 nucleotides. RefSeq lists its product as uncharacterized. The transcript is spliced from 2 exons. Gene Ontology annotation, molecular function: protein binding; zinc ion binding. The coding region runs from base 197 to 1867 and encodes 556 amino acids. NCBI's taxonomy places the organism in Eukaryota, Metazoa, Mollusca, Bivalvia, Ostreida, Ostreidae. The record is from RefSeq and is a predicted model, not a curated record.